AAUUUUGAAAACACCAGUUUGCGCUACACCGUUCAGUGUUCACCAUUCACCAAGAUGGCUUUGCUCGUGGUUGUCUGCCUUUUUGCCGUCCUGUCCAGCGUUCUCGCUGCACCGGCAACAAUCAACGGUAAGACACCCAUCGACAGGACAUGCACGACGUCACCAGUGCGUUCCGCGGAUCCGGUCAAAUGCUUUACUCCGGAAGCCGUGAAAAGCGGUGAGCCAACAGAGCCACUCUUGUUUGAAGGUGACAUUGCAGGUGUCAUCCAGCCAGGAGACACCAUCACAGAUUUGCAUAUGAAAUUGAACAGCAAAAGCAAGGCUGGAACACUGCAAUAUGCUCGAUGGUGGGGGGCAUAUGUAUACUACGAAAUCGACGACAUCUUCACCGAAGAGGAGCGCGAGAUCAUCAUGGGGGCGUUCAAGGAGUUCGAGAAGACGGAUGUCGUUCGUUUCUACCCGAGAUCGUCCCAGGAGGACUACAUUAAGAUCUUUAAAGGCUCUGGCUGUUGGAGCUAUGUGGGAAUGCUUCGUGGAAUGCAGCAGGUGUCCAUUGGACCAGGUUGCGCUUACCAUGGCAUCGUUGUCCACGAGCUCAACCACGCUAUCGGUUUCUGGCACGAGCAGUCGCGACCGGAUCGGGAUGACUACGUUGAUCUGAACCUGGACAACGUUCAUGAAGGACUCCGCUAUAAUUUUGAUAAAUACGAAGCCAGCCUAGUGACGACCUCCAACACCGGCUACGACUUUGCCUCGAUUAUGCACUACGACCAGUACGCCUUCGCCAUGGACUACGACAUGUGGACCAUCCGCCCUAAGCCGCAGUACAGCCACUACGAGAUCGGGCAACGCUACUAUCUGACGCCGACGGACAUUAUCGAGAUCAACUCCCUGUACAAACUGUGCGCCACGCUGUGGUAUGAAGCGGAUUACACCAAAGGCGAGUCACGGUUUGUUGGGGGAAUCGAGGCCAAUCUGCAUGCUCUCAGCCAGGAUCAGUUCAGUUCGGCCAAGGUCACCCCGGGAUGCGCGUUAACGCUUUUCAACCAGGUCAACUUCCAGGGUCAGAGCACCGUGUUGAGGGCGACAGAUGAAGUGUCGGAGUUCAGUUUUGGCGGCCAGAAUUACGAUAAUGAUGCGCGAUCGCUGAAAUGCACUUGCUCUUAGACUGUUGAUCUCUAUUAAAGAGGCGGGCCGUUA
Paramacrobiotus metropolitanus is the source of this 1200-nucleotide messenger RNA. RefSeq names its product hatching enzyme 1.2-like. Gene Ontology annotation, biological process: proteolysis. Lineage: Eukaryota; Metazoa; Tardigrada; Eutardigrada; Parachela; Macrobiotidae. Bases 55 to 1167 code for a protein of 370 amino acids. The record is from RefSeq and is a predicted model, not a curated record. Gene Ontology annotation, molecular function: metalloendopeptidase activity; zinc ion binding. The transcript is spliced from 4 exons.